This is a messenger RNA of Uranotaenia lowii, 1172 nucleotides long. Its product is annotated as kielin/chordin-like protein. The coding region runs from base 189 to 1052 and encodes 287 amino acids. Lineage: Eukaryota; Metazoa; Arthropoda; Insecta; Diptera; Culicidae. The transcript has 5 exons. The record is from RefSeq and is a predicted model, not a curated record.
CCAACCGGUAACUCAGCGCGUCCCCAAUGUGGUGUAUAUAAAAGUAUACGCGUCGUCGCCAAAACCAGUCAGUUCGAUUUCCGCGCCGGUUGUACGACGAUAAGUAUCUGGAAAAGGUUGACGCGCAGUUCUUAUCAUCUAUUCGUUGGAAGGAAUACACUAAUUUGGGUUGGCAAAAUAUUAGAAAUAUGAAGAACGUGAGCAUUGGUGCGGUGGUUUUGAUGCUGUCAGCAGUCGUUUUGUGCAACGCUGCCGAAUGUACCGAAAAAUGUUCUCCUCCUCCGAAGCACUACUCGGAACUCGGUUGUAAACCGAUAAAAGACGAAGGACACUGCUGCCCGAAUCGAUAUGAAUGCCCGAAGCUAACGGAUCGUGACGGUCAGAAGUGUUACUUCAAUGGAAACAUUUACGAACGCGGAACCGAGCUUAGCAAGACGGAUCAGGAAUUGGUUUCCUGCUCGCCCGGAUGCCGUUGUGAUAAUCACACUACCCCGGCCACCUUCACCUGUGCCCACAUCGAUUGCCCUGAGUUCUUUAAUCCGGAAUUUGACUGUGUGCUGCAGUACGAGCCCCACGGAUGUUGCUCAUCGAACAGAGUAUGUGGUGCGGCCAUGGAAAAGCUGGCGGAGUGCUACAUCGACGGAACUCGCUACCAGGAAGGCCAGCUGAUGUACCCCAAGGAUGACAGCUGUUACAAAUGCCACUGCCAGAAAGGAUUCGACAACAGCACCAUCGUCGGUAAUCCGAACUGUUACGAAAUCAACUGCGGUAUCGAAUUGCGCAACUCGGACAGCGUGAUGGAGGGAUGCAUCCCAAUCUACUUCGGUACCGAUCGAUGCUGUCCGAUCUCGUGGAGAUGUCCCGAAGAUAAAGAUACCGUAAUCGUGGAAGGUCGACAAGAUUCGGUGGAGGUCCAAGAUUCGAAUCUGAAGUGCACUUUCGGAAAUUUGACCAUGAGCAUUGGCGAUGCGGUUUCGUCGGACGAUAAAUGUAUUUCGUGCAAGUGUACCGUUCCUCCGAUGCCGCACUGCAUUAUGGAUAAAGAUUGUUAAAUGUACGAGCAGUUGAUGUGAAUUGUUAUGCAAUUCAAGUAUUGUGAUCAGAAUUUAUAAGUAUUUUAAAAAUGUACAAAAUUACCUGUUUUAUUAAAACGUCUCAAUUAGUCAUUUUAA